AUGGAUAUGAUCUUCGCAGCCCGCCAACUCCAAGAGAAGUGCCAGGAGAUGCGAACCCACCUGUACUCUACCUUCGUGUUUCUGACGAAAGCCUUCGACACGGUGAAUCGUGAAGGACUGUGGAAGAUCAUGCAGAAAUUCGGCUGUCCGGAGCGAUUCACUCAGAUGGUGCGUCAGCUGCACGACGGUAUGAUGGCGCGAGUCACGGACAACGGAGCUGUCUCAGAGGCAUUCGCAGUGACCAACGGAGUGAAGCAGGGCUGUGUGCUGUCGCCUACCCUCUUCAGUCUCAUGUUCUCUGCCAUGCUGAUGGACGCCUACCGCGACGAACGCCCUGGAAUCCGCAUCGCCUACACAACGGACGGUCAUCUCCUGAAUCAACGGCGCAUGAACUUCCAAUCGCGCGUAUCCACAACUACCGUGCACAAACUCCUCUUCGCCGACGACUGCGUCCUGAACACCACCUCCGAAGCGGAGAUGCAACGGAGCAUGGAUCUAUUCUCCGCCGCCUGCGAGAACUUCGGCCUGGUCAUUAACACGCAGAAGACGGUGGUGAUGCACCAACCGCCGCCCAACUCAGCCACAGCCCCCAACGCGCCGCCGCAAAUCAGCGUGAACGGAACCCAACUGCAAGUGGUAGAGAACUUACCGUACCUGGGCAGCACCCUCUCCCGCAACACCAAGAUUGAUGACGAAGUCGCCAACAGGAUCUCGAAAGCCAGUCAAGCCUUCGGUCGUCUCCUAAACACAGUUUGGAACCGCCACGGUCUCCAACUGAGCACGAAGCUGAAGAUGUACAAGGCCGUCAUCCUGCCGACGUUACUAUACGGAGCAGAGACAUGGACGGUGUACACGAGACAGGCACGGCGACUGAACCACUUCCACCUCAGUUGUCUCCGUCGCAUCCUGAGGCUGAACUGGCAGGAUCGAAUCCCCGACACGGAAGUACUGGAACGAACGGGAAUCCUCAGCAUCUAUGCCAUACUGAAACAAAUGCAGCUGCGCUGGAGCGGCCACCUGGUGCGCAUGGACGACGAGCGACUACCCAAACGACUCUUCUACAGAGACGUCGUGACGGGUUCUCGUCGUCAAGGAGGCCAAAUUCGCCGUUACAAGGAUACUCUGAAGUCCUCCCUGAAGCGCCUGCAAAUCAACCCGACCAACUGGGAAGAGCUCGCUCGCGAUCGUCCGACAUGGAGAAGAACAGUGAAGACGGGCGCUGCUAUCUAUGAAGCCAACCGAAUCGCCGCCGCCAAAGAGAAACGCGAAGCCCGCAAAUCACAACUUCGCCCAGUCCGCAACGCCGCCGCACAACCUCUCCCUACGUGUCCUCGAUGUCAACGGACAUCCCGGGCACGAAUCGGACUUGUUGGACAUCUCCGAACCAACUGCACCUCUCGAACUGCUCCAGCCAUCGUCCCCCCGCCCGCCUCUUCCUCCUCUCUUCCGCCAACUAACUCUGACACUCCUUCUGUACCACCAAUUCCAUCCUCCUCGUCCUCGGCGUCCUCCUCCCUCUCCACUGCCCCAGCGGCGGCCGUUCAGACUGCUGUCGCACACAUCACCAACACCAACACACCAACCAACAUUACCUCUCCCACCUCUCCCGAUACCACUGAUGAGGAUAAGGACUACACCUGCCCUCACUGUGACCGCAACUUCACCUCUCACAUCGGCCUGGUCGGUCACUUGCGAAUCCAUCGCACAGAGACUGGUGAACCAGUGCCUGGAACACCAACCUACACUCACCGCACUCGCCUCCACUGCCCACACUGCCCUCGCACCUUCACGCAUCGCAUGGGUCUAUUCGGCCACAUGCGCAUCCACGAGAGCGGAAUUGACCGCAGCCUUGACACAUCCACCCCGCCGAGCCCCACUCCCAAUCCACCACCUUGUGCACCCACUAACCACUCCCCAGCCGACAUCGACGCCACCGACCUUCCCACCCCUCACUCCUCCCCUUCCUCCUCCUCUUCCUCCAUCACUGCCACAACAAGGGCCGCUUCGGCGUCUGUCGCCCACGACUUCACCACAGCCGAACCUGACACAACAACAGGCACAACCCCUGCAACCUCCAUCAUCAGACGUGAGGGCCAGGACUACAUCUGCCCUCCCUGCGAUCGCACCUUCACCUCACGCAUCGGCCUGGUCGGUCACUUGCGAAUCCAUCGCACAGAGACUGGCGAACCAGUGCCUGGAGCACCAACCUACACCCACCGCACUCGCCUCCACUGCCCACACUGCCCUCGCACCUUCACGCAUCGCAUGGGUCUAUGCGGCCACAUGCGCAUCCACGACGACCUGCGGUAUACAACCGCCGGUCACACCACACAUUCCCUCACCCCCUACCUCCUAACACCAUCACCCCACCAGACAUCAACCCCACACACCUCAUGCACUCAACUGCCGCCUCCCACGCAAGUGGGAAGUGUGCAUCUCGACUCGGUCCCCAUGCGGCUUCGGCUGCACGGGUGA
Molecule: messenger RNA, 2475 nt
Organism: Spirometra erinaceieuropaei
Lineage: Eukaryota; Metazoa; Platyhelminthes; Cestoda; Diphyllobothriidea; Diphyllobothriidae
Source: the annotation of a GenBank genome assembly